UUUCGAAAUUGGUCGCGCAACGAUCGAUUUGAGAUCUCGGAGACUUUGCGCUUUGGAGGAUUCAAAGAUCUCAUUGAGUUCUAGGUAAUUCUCCGGGCCGACAAUUAAAAGGCUCUCAGGCAGGUUUAACAUCGGAGAAUACAAAAUUCGCAGAGCGCGCCGUUGCAAAAGUGUGAAUUUUCAAGUAGUUAAGGACGAAAAUUCCAAGACAAGUUUCCAGUUAACACGAACGAAGAUAUCGCAAUGUCUAUUCUUCAAGCGUGUCAAUUCUUCAAGAGCGAUUCUCCCUCCCUCGUAUUUCAAAUGGGACGUUUUGAAGAUCGAGAUCUUAUCUCGUCGACGUCGACCUCGCCCGUUGAAAAUUCGCGUCGGGGCUCCAUUCUGUAAAUUGUGAUCUUAAACGCGCCUCGUGUUCCUCAACAUCUGCUAGACCACAUCACUCGCGUUUCCCCUCUCCCGCCGCUAUUCAACGAUCACUUUCUUCGAGAUCGCUUCGUACCGAAGGAUCCGCUCUUCGCGUCGCGCUAAUCCUACUCGAGGAUCGAUUGGCGUCGCCGGGGCCAGUCAGGCUAUGCGGAUCCAUAGAUCAUAGCGAUCGGUGUGCUGAUCCAGCGCGGACAUUCUUCAUUUCGCUGGUGAUGUAUCGUCUGCGCGGUGACUUCCUCGUCCUGCUGGUGAUCGUUCUAGCGGAGGUCCAGUGUGUCAUGAUAAGAAUCAUCCGAGAGGAUCAUUUUACGUCGCAGCGGCAGCCGCGAGCGAUCGUCUCGCCGGAGGUCCAGCUGGAGGACGGCGGCUCGUUGUCGACGACGACCACUACCACCGGCCGCAUCUUCAACGGCAAGCCCAGCAGAAGGGGCGCGUGGCCCUGGCAGGUGUCCCUUCAGCUGUUGCACCCGAAGCUGGGCUUCAUCGGUCACUGGUGCGGCGGGGUGCUGAUCGACCCCAAAUGGGUCAUCACCGCCGCCCACUGCAUCCACAACGAAUUGUUCAAUUUACCCAUCGGUGCGCUGUGGACGGCGGUGGUCGGCGAAUGGGAAUUGGACUCGGGAGGACGCGGGUCCGCACGCUUGCCCGUCGAGAAAGUGAUCCUUCACGAGAGAUUCAAUAAUUACGUGCACGACAUAGCCUUGAUGAAACUCGCCAGGCCGGCACCUCUGUCCAAGGUCGUUCGCACCAUCUGCCUGCCCGGCCCCGGGCAGGACCUCGGCGAAGGGCAAUGCGUGACCUCCGGCUGGGGCCGAUACGGCCCCUCGCCCUCGCUCUCGACCGCCCUUUUGGAGGCCAGUGUCCCGCUUCUAAAUCUGGAGGAGUGCCUGCAGGCCUACGGCACCUCGGUGCCGAUCAGAAAGGGCCACCUCUGCGCCGGUCAGAUCGACGGUUCCUCCGGAAGCUGCGUGGGUGAUUCCGGAGGACCUCUGCAGUGUCGUCGCACUGACGGCGUUUGGCAGCUGGUCGGUGUCACGUCCUUCGGAUCCGGUUGCGCCAGGCCGGGCUAUCCGGAUGUAUACACCAAGAUACAGCAUUAUCUACACUGGAUCAACAAGACAAUCGACGCGAACAACGACGACGAGCGGCGAUGAAAUUCUCCUCCUGUAAAUACCAAUGAUGUAAAUAUGCUAUUGUACAGUACGCUAGCGUAUGCAGUUCCUUGUACUUGUAUAUAUGUGUAUGUGUGCAGUGUCUCACCUGCGUUGUAUAUUGUACGCUAAUUCGUAUUGCACGUAGAAAUCGUUUAUAUUUAUUUUAUAUCUUAGGAGUACGCGCGUGUGUACAUUAAGUAGCGCUUUUUCUUAUUAUAUUAUCGCACGGUUAAAA
Messenger RNA from Vollenhovia emeryi, 1815 nucleotides. RefSeq names its product chymotrypsinogen A. Gene Ontology annotation, biological process: proteolysis. The record is from RefSeq and is a predicted model, not a curated record. Gene Ontology annotation, molecular function: serine-type endopeptidase activity. NCBI's taxonomy places the organism in Eukaryota, Metazoa, Arthropoda, Insecta, Hymenoptera, Formicidae. The transcript has 5 exons. The coding region runs from base 639 to 1580 and encodes 313 amino acids.